UUCACGCCGCGAUUUACUAGAAGAAAGCCAAAUUUCGUUCGUUAAUAUGGAGGCUAGAGACGUUGUUCUGACCAAAUUAAACACAAAAAUGGAUCGUUGAGAGGUGAUACUUUGGAUAAUUUGUCGAAGGUUGACUGUACGAGAAAUCGCCGAUGAAAUAUAACCGUCAGUGAAUCUUUAUCGUGGAGAUGGAAGUGGGCAGGCAGAUCCUCGGAAAGUUGCAGAGAAAAAGGAAGCCGCGCCUCAUGCUGCCCGAGAUCGCUCAAGGCCUGGAGGUGAACUUUUAUACACCCGAAGCGCACCAGAUCACCCACCUGAGAGGCACGUAUUCGGCGGAGGAGCUCUGCACCGAAGCCGCUCAGAAGCUGGGUCUGUCUCCGUUAUGCAGUAGCCUGUUUGCUAUCUACGAUGAGUCGAGCAAGACCUGGUUUCCUCCCAAUCACUCGUUCAUCAUAGACGAGACGACAAGACUGAAGCUGCACUAUCGGAUGAGGUUCUACUUCAGUAACUGGCACGGGACUAAUAAAGAUACUCCAGCUGUUUUACGCCACAGUCUCAAACGAACUGGAAACCAAGGAGCAGCUCUGCUGGACUCUCCAUCACUGACCUACCUCUACACCCAGAGCCAGCAUGAUUUCCAGGGAGGCACGGCACCACUCCGAAGCCCUCAGAGCGAGGAAGAUACCCAGCAUAUAGAGAACGAGUGUUUGGGCAUGGCUGUGAUGGCCAUAUGCCACGACGCCCUUGCCAAAAACCUGCCCACGCGGGGCAUGGCCAAGAAAUUCAAGUACAAAACCUACAUCCCGGCCGACCUGAAGCGCUCCAUCUCCCAGAGGAGCGUCCUCACCCGGCUCCGCAUCAACAACGUCUUCAAGGCGUUCCUGGAGGAGUUCAGCGACAAGACGGUGCAGAGGAACAGCGUCAGCCAGCACGACCUCAAGGUCAAGUACGUCGCCACCCUGGAGACCCUGACCAAGCACUUCGGCUGCGAGGUGUUCGAGCCCGGCCUGUUGAGCGUACACGAGAGCGAGGAGGUGCGCUCGGGUCCGGGGGACGAGGAUGCAGCCCGGCACCGCGUGCUCGUGUCUGGAACGUGUGGCAUCCGGUGGCAGAAAGUGCCACCUGAGCCCUGCCCGAACCCAAAGAAGAAGAACUCGAAGAGAAGCCGUAAACCCCAGCCUCAGCCGAGAGGCGGCACGGCGGACGGGGGGACCGAUGGCGGCUGGAUCGUCUUCUCAGAUUUUCACGAGAUCACGCACAUCGUCAUCAGAGGGACUCAUGUGGUGGUGUACAGACAGGACAACAAACGAAUGGAAAUGCACUUUGACUGUCGCAAAGAGGCCCUCGCGUUCGCCAGCCUGAUCGACGGAUAUUUCAGGCUCACUGUGGACGCCCAUCACUUCCUGUGCACGGAGGUGGCGCCUCUCUCCGUAGAGACCAACCUGCGCGAGGGAUGCCACGGUCCGAUCAGCACCGAGUACGCCGUUCACAAGCUGAAACAGGAAGGUUACGAGGAGGGCAUGUUCAUCCUGCGCUGGAGCUGCUCUGAUUACGAUCACGUGUUGCUCACCGUCAUCUGUAACGAGAGGGACGUCUCCGGCGAGAUCACCAAGACCUUCAAGAACUUCCAGAUUGAGAGAACCGAGGGCGGCUUCUGUCUGUGCGGGACCGAAAUCGAGAAGCCCACACUGAGAGAGCUGACCGAUCACCUGUGUGGUCACUGUCUGAGUACAGAGAGCAUCUCCCUGAAGCUGGCACGAGGCUGCCCGCCUCAGCCCAGAGAGCCGUCCAAUCUCUUAAUGGUGACGAGGCCAGACUCGGUCCCGCCUCCGUCCGUAACUAGUCAGCUCGUCUUUCACCGGAUCAACAAGGACGACAUCGUUCAGGAGACACAUUUGGGGAAAGGAACCCGCACCAACAUCUACUCGGGAACUCUGAAGAUAGAGAAUGACGAUGAUAGUCUGAUUAGUUUUAACAACACCGAGGUGAAGGUGGUCAUCAAAGUACUCGGCGCGGGGCUUAAAGACAUUUCGGCUUUCCUGGAAAUGGUGAGUUCGAUGCGGCAGAUCUCACACAAGAACAUGACGCUGCUGUACGGCAUCUGCAUGCACAGCAUGGACAUAAUCAUGGUGGAGGAGUUUGUGCAGCACGGCCCUCUGGAUCUGUUCAUGCGAGCCCAUCACGCCGAGCUCAGUCCGUCCUGGAAGUUUCAGGUCGCCGAGCAGCUCGCCGGCGUCCUCAGUUACCUGGAGGAUAAGAAACUCGUCCACGGCUACGUGUGCACCAAGAACAUCCUGCUGGCCAAAGACGGCCUGGAUGGAGAACAAGCUCCCUUCAUAAAGCUCAGCAAUCCGGGAGUUCCCAUCACCAUGCUCAACGAAGAAGAGUGUGUGGACAGAAUCCCCUGGAUCGCCCCCGAGUGUGUGAACAACCCCAAAGCUCAGAGCGUCGCCGUGGAUAAGUGGGGUUUUGGGACGACCCUGUGGGAGAUCUGCUACAACGGAGAGGCUCCGCUCAGGGACAAGAAACGUACCGAGAAGGAGCGCUUCUACGAGGGCAAAGGCGCGCUGGUGGUCCCCGACAGCAGCGAGCUGGCCGAGCUGAUCACUCAGUGCAUGAACUACGACCCCAGGAAGAGGCCGUUCUUUCGAGCCAUAGUGCGAGAACUGGACCGCAUUAAGGAACACAACCCGUCGAUGGUGUCGGAUGUGAUUCCUGUGCUGGAGAGCGACCCCACACAGUUCGAGAGCAGAUUUCUGAAGAAAUUACAGAACCUGGGAGAGGGUCACUUCGGGAAGGUGGAGCUGUGUCUCUACGACCCUCACGGAGAUCAGACGGGGCAACUGGUGGCCGUCAAGUCGCUCAAAUCGGAGAGCGAGGGGCCCGAGUGCAGCAACCUGAGGAGGGAGAUCAACACCAUGAGGGAGCUCUACCACCAAAACAUCGUCAAGUACAAAGGCAUCUGUACCGAAGAGGGUGGAAGAACGAUUAAGCUGAUCAUGGAGUAUCUGCCUGCUGGAAGCCUGAAGGACUUCCUACCCAAAAACAAGGCUCAUAUCAGCCAGCAGCGCCUCCUGCUUUACGCCAUCCAGAUAUGCCAGGGAAUGGACUACCUGGGCUCUCAGAACUACAUCCACAGAGACCUGGCGGCUCGGAACGUCCUGGUGGAGAACGAGAUGCUGGUGAAGAUCGGAGACUUCGGCCUGACCAAAAGCAUCAAAGAUAACGCGGAGUAUUACACGGUGAAGGAGGAGCAGGACAGUCCAGUGUACUGGUACGCGCCCGAGUGUCUGAUCCAUCGCAAGUUUUACAAAGCAUCGGACGUCUGGUCCUUCGGCGUGACGCUGUACGAACUCAUGACCUACUGCGACCGCAAGAGCCGGCCUCCCGAGAUGUUCCUGAACAUGGUUGGCCGAUCACACGGGCAGAUGACCAUGGCACGUUUGGUGAAGGCUCUGGAGGGAGGGUGGCGUCUGCCCUGUCCUGCAUCCUGCCCAGACAUGGUGUACUCGCAGAUGAGGAGGUGCUGGGCUUACGUCCCCGAUGAAAGAGUCGACUUCAAAGGCCUGAUCGAGGUGUUCGAGCGCCUCCUGUCCAGCGAGGAGCUCAGCUUACUGCACAGCUGUUAAAGCGCCUGGUUCGGCCGCCGGAUUCGAGCCUGAUUUAAUAGUAAUCUGAGCUGAGAUGAACAUGAAUGUGUUUUUGUAGUAAUAGAUCGUCAUGUAGGACAGAAGAUCUGAUUUGUAAAAGCCACUGAGUUCCUCAGAGUUUCAAAAAGUUCCAAGAUUUGCUCCUCAAAACUGAUUUGUGAAAAGCAUGAGACGACCUGAGUAAAAAAAAAAAAAAAAAAGAGGAACUCCUGAUCCAAGGGGGUCGACACCGUCGCCACUGAUGACCCCUAGUUGCACUCUCAUUAUUGCCAACCUUAAAUAAUACUCUAUGGCCAGAAGUAUCCGGACAUCCCCCUGCUUACUGAGUUUUUGUCUUUUAGCCAAACCGGUUCCUAACAGAUCUGUUAUAUUUAAGUACAGUGGAACCUCGAUUUAACAGACAAAAUCUGGAAAACUGAACGUCCGGUUCGAUUGUUUAAACUUCCCAAGAGAAGCGUGCCAAGACCAGUAGUUCAGUAAUCGUCCACUAGGUGGUGCACGUCUCUCUGAUUACAUGAGCGUGAGGCUUUAUUUCGUCGGGAGGCUCGCUUUGUUCUCGCCUUUUUUUCUGUGUUUUAUGCUUUAUGUAUUUUUGCAAGUUCUAGAACUAGCUCCAGUAACCACCAGCAGAGCUUCAGACUCAGAAUAAUAGAUAGCAAUAUAUGAUCACGGCAUAAAAACAUCUCCUCCACCAUACACGGUAAAUGAAAUGUCUCCCCAGUAGUACAAAACACCAAUUUUAAUAUUUAUUUACAGCUUUUACAUGACAUAUUUACAUUUCUUUGAUCAGAUGUGCAUGUUGAGCACGUUUGUGGACCUCAGUGCUGCAUUUUUGUAUAUUUUUUGCACCCCCUAAAAAAAAAACCUUGCUGUCUCGGAUAAUCUCAUUUUACGAUUUAAGCCUGUAGUUUAUAUUACCUGUACUGAGGUACCGAGAAAAAAGUCACCUGACACGUUUACGUCAUACAAAACCUCCGUCCUGGAUUUAUGUUUCAUUGCUUUUAUUGCACUUUUGCUUUUACAAUUGAAAUCAAACGUUUACACAGACGUGUGAGGAACACUUGUAUGAUUUCUGCAGCUGUUUCUGUGACUGAUCAGAACUUACAUACCUGGUUAGGUGUGUUAGGAUUAAUGUCAUCCCAAUUUUGUAUCACGGCCACGAUUGAAUACAGUUGGUCAGUUUCUCUGUGCCUAUAUAAAUAGGGUGGGUUUGAUCGCACCCGUUACAAGGUAGGAAAUGUGUCUUGACGGAUAGAUGUACCACAUAACCACCAAAAAGUGACCAUGUCAACGUUCAAGCGAGCUUAACACCGCAGUGAGCUUAGAGGCUGCCAUGCAAACCACAUUGACCGAGAAAAGGCGAGGUUUUUUUUCUCCUGAACUAGACAGGAGACCACUGUUCCAUGUAGCUUUUAAUGAGAGCAGCCAAACUAACUCUAUAAUCACUAAGAAGAAAUAAAAGAGGCUGUAUGGGAAAUGUAGGUGUACUCUUAUAGCCCAGCAAGAAUGAAAUAAAAUCAACCCAAGACUUUUAUGACAAACAUGUUUCUUACGUGUGUAUGUAAACUUUUGACCUCAGCUUUAGAUAAAUGGGGCUGUUCACACAUAAUAAAUGUGAUGUUUUGCACAGUUCGGAUAAUCUAAUUGUAUGAGGGAGACAUUUCAAUUCGCUUUGUUGCUGCACCUCGUAAAAUUAAAUUCUAUUUUCAUGCCUAGAGUUUGACGUUUGCUCUUCAAUCAUUUCUUCAGUUCUAACUUACGAUUCUCAUCUGAAGCGGAUCUCAUUUACACCGCACUGCGUAGCCCGUCGGGUAAAAUGGGGUCAUGGUUUGGGGUCACCUGUCAAAAAGUGUUGAAGAACCCCUCACUGACCCACUGGCAAACAAAGCACCUUGGUGCUUCAAACUCAUUUUCAUCGAGGGCCACAUCUGCAGUAUGGUGGCCCACAAAGGGCCGAUUGUAACGUAUCCUGCUGUGAUUGCUCUCUGCCUUUCAAUUCUUGGAGAAUUUGUUGUUUUUCUUGGAGGAUAAAUUCUGUUUGGUGUCAAAAUGCCAAAUUAAAUCUGUAUAUUUAUAA
Messenger RNA from Trichomycterus rosablanca, 5727 nucleotides. RefSeq names its product tyrosine-protein kinase JAK1-like. Gene Ontology annotation, biological process: cell differentiation; intracellular signal transduction; tyrosine phosphorylation of STAT protein. Gene Ontology annotation, cellular component: cytoskeleton; cytosol; membrane. Lineage: Eukaryota; Metazoa; Chordata; Actinopteri; Siluriformes; Trichomycteridae. The transcript is spliced from 24 exons. The coding region runs from base 189 to 3629 and encodes 1146 amino acids. The record is from RefSeq and is a predicted model, not a curated record. Gene Ontology annotation, molecular function: ATP binding; growth hormone receptor binding; non-membrane spanning protein tyrosine kinase activity.